Messenger RNA from Fusarium venenatum, 1293 nucleotides. The record is from RefSeq and is a predicted model, not a curated record. Lineage: Eukaryota; Fungi; Ascomycota; Sordariomycetes; Hypocreales; Nectriaceae.
AUGGUUAAUCUCGGACGACCAGCAAUGGGCUGUUUCAACUGCAAAGACAGCCGUGUCAAGUGCGAUCUCAAAAAACCAUCAUGUGGGCGAUGUAAGCGUCUCACCCAUAUAUGCCCUGGUUAUCCGGAUACCUGGAGCUUGAUACACAGACAACAAAACGAGAAGGUUUCUCGCAAGGUACAAUUGAGAGUGAAUCGUCAGCAACGCCUGAGACAAAACAACACAGAUACACCGCCCUUGUCGGCAUCGGCCAUUCACGCCUCGCCCGUCUCAGUUCCCAGGUAUAUUGACCAGAACGUCCAAAUUGACGCUGUUCAUCGGAUGUACUAUGAUUUGUGCUUCGACGCCAGCGUGGGCGUGUUCGUAGCCCUUCCCUUCAUAGCUGUCAAAACUUCUGUAUCGCCUUUCAUGCAUGCUCUCCAAGCCGCAGCUCUUGCCCACUCGUCUGCAAAUCUUAACCAAUAUGGACUUCUACCCAAAUUGGAAUAUUGCGCCGCAAUUUCUGCAUUGAAGAGAGAUAUCGCCGACCCGGCUCGAUUGCAGAAUGAUGCCAUCUUGAUGUCCAUUUUCCUCCUAGGCCUCUUCGAAGUCAUCGUUCAACAACGGUCGGAAAGAAAGGUAGAGACAGAUGGGUUAAAAUGUCACCCACACGCUACAGGCGCACUCGCGCUUAUUCGAUACCGAACUCAGCAAAAACUAGACAGCUCUAUGGAUAUAAGUGUCUUCCAAUUCUAUAGGCAUGUUCGUUCUCAAACUCUAGCUGACGUUGAUAUCUUUCGUCUUUUGCCUGGUGCAGCUACUCGAUAUUUUCCUCCUAGGCACCGACCCGAGCUCACUGGAGGCCGACUUUCAAAUGUAGCUACACUUUUCGACGAAAUCAUUCAGACAAUUGCAGACCUUGGGCAUGUCGCAUCCCUUGUCGCCCAAUGUCCGCGUUCUGCUUCCCACCCCGGGUACUUCAAUGGAUUACUAAGUCCAGAUAAUGAGACGAGCGUUGCAAUAGCUAAGAGUCUGUACCUGACGAUGCGCUUGCACAUGACCGAAAUGCUUUUAUCUCUGCUAGAAGAUGUCGGGGCCCCAGUGGAAAGUGUGUUGAAGGCGACCGUAGUGGACGAGCUUUGCGAGAUUAUACGCAUGGUUAUUGAUGGCAACUUGAAGUGUGCGCAAGGGGGACCUGGUAUGACUGCUAGAUUAUUGCUUAUGUCAUGGCCCAUGCUUGCCGUUCUCCAAUCCCAUCUCCCCAGCUUGGAAACAAAGGCUUGGGUUCAGAGUUUACUCGAUAGGAGAAGGUAA